Messenger RNA from Lycium ferocissimum, 2292 nucleotides. Its product is annotated as protein GAMETOPHYTE DEFECTIVE 1. Gene Ontology annotation, biological process: tRNA processing. Bases 34 to 2022 code for a protein of 662 amino acids. NCBI's taxonomy places the organism in Eukaryota, Viridiplantae, Streptophyta, Magnoliopsida, Solanales, Solanaceae. Gene Ontology annotation, cellular component: nucleolar ribonuclease P complex. The record is from RefSeq and is a predicted model, not a curated record. Gene Ontology annotation, molecular function: RNA binding. The transcript is spliced from 6 exons.
UCUGCCAAAUUUUCUGAGACACAAAAUUCAAUAAUGGGUUUCUUCGACCUUAACAUACCAUACUACGAAUCCGACAGAAACAUCACAAUCACCGACAAAAAAACCUUAAAAACCACACGACUCAAGCUCAUAAUCAAAGCAAUGGAACUCGGUUACACCGGUAUAGCAUACAACCGUACAUUCAAAGGCGUAAUGUCCGAAUCAGACCGUUGUAACAUCCCUUUAUUCCCACUCUCCUCAAUUCUCACACUCUCACCUUCACUUUCAUCAACCGUAGAGUUUCGUCGAAAACUCUUAAACGUCGUCGUUUCCUCGCCUUUUCGUCAGUAUACACGAUUGACUGUUGUCGUUGAUAGUUCGGCUCAGGCUUCGGCGCUUAAUAGUGGGAAUCCGAUUUUGAAGAGUUAUGAUAUUGUUGCUGUGAGACCACUUAAUCAGAAUGCUUUUGAACAAGCUUGCCAGGUUUCCGAGGUGGACAUAAUUGCUAUUGAUUUCUCUGAUAAGUUGCCAUUUAGGUUGAAGCAAUCCAUGGUUAAAGCUGCAAUUCAGCGUGGAGUGCAUUUUGAGAUUACUUACUCCAGUCUUAUCUCGGAUGCCCAAAUGAGGAGGCAAAUUAUAUCUAAUGCUAAGUUGCUGGUGGAUUGGACUCGAGGAAAGAAUCUUCUUUUCUCCAGUGCUGCUCCUUCUGUAACAGAACUUAGAGGGCCUUAUGAUGUAGCGAAUUUGGCAUCUUUGCUUGGUCUCCAACUGGAACGUGCUAAAGCAGCGCUUUCCAAAAAUUGUAGGACUGUUAUAACAAACGCGUUGAGGAAAAAGUGUUACCACAAGGACACAAUUAAGGUUGAACCAAUAACAUCAGGCAUCAAGGAACCUGAAUUUGAUGAUUGGCUUAAGUGGGAUCCUAUCUCUAGUGGUGAGGGAGAUUUGCUGUUAGACGACAUCAAAAAAUCUUUUUCUGUCUCCAACAAUUUAUCAAAACCUGUGAAACGCAUUGAGUUUAGUUCCAUUGUGAAUAACCUGCCUGCACAUGGACUCCAGAUUAAAGAUUUGAUAUCUUCGACAGUGUCGGAGCAGGUGCCUAUGGAUACUAUUGCUCUUCCAAGUUCGAGGGUAUCACAACAACCAUGUGGUGUUGAUUUUCUGCCUGAAGAAUGCUCAACUGUAGAAGAUGAUCCGCAUAAAAUCCAACAAGGUUCUGUUUCUGAAGAAGUUAGGGUGCCAUAUUUGUCCAUUGCUCCUCUAAAUGAUGCUGGUAAUUUGGAAAAAGAAAAGGAGAACCAUAGGAUUGAUAAUGAGGAUAUACAAUCUACAGUGAAAUUGGACAUAAAAGAAACAUCUGGGACCAAAAUGCAUGAUUUACAAACAGAAACUAGUUCAGUUAGUUGUGAAGAAAAUGCCGUCUUGCUAGAUGGUGCGACAAUCCACACCUGCAGAAGAGAUAUUGACGAUGAAAUGGAAAUUACAAAGAAGUUUAACGUGCAAGAUACUUCUGACGAGAACAAAUUACGUGAUAAUCAACCUGGAACUUGUUCAGCUAGUGGUGAUGGAUAUGCUGUCUUGCCAAAGAGUGCAGCAAACCACACUUGCAGAACAGAUUCUAAAGUCACUCUCUCUGCUAAUUCUUCCUUGGCGGAUGUUUUUACGCUCUCAAAGGAUGCGACAGAUUUCCAUGGUCAAAAUGGUGCAGAUGGUGUAGUCUUGAUUGAGGAGCGAGUUAAUGACAACCUAAUGGAGAAAGAACAAUUUAGGGAGAUGAAUUCUACUAUCUUACCUGAUGGAUCAUCCAACAAUGAGCAUAGCCAUCCAAUGGAAGUGGAGAAUGAGUAUUUAGUUGUUGAGAAGGUGCCAAGCAAAGAUGUUAUGGAGAAAGAGCUGAAACACACUGGCGAUAAUGCUGGAAUAAGUUAUCAGAUCCGUGGUGGAUCUUUGUCAGGGAAUAUGAAACGUAGGAAAUCUUAUCGGCCUUCUUUGUUUCCUUUCAAACGCUUGUUGAAGCAUAGGUCUUCUACUUUCAGAGGUUGAACCAGUUUACGACUUUGUGAGGAUUGCUUGAUAAAAGGAUUGCUCAGAUGCUAAACACCCUUCACCUCCAAUCCAAAGGUUAUGGGUUCAAGUUACCAAGGGAGAAAAAAGGGGAGCUCACGAAAGGGGGGGGGGGGGGGGUUAAAAAAAAAGCUUGUCUGAUUGUUUAUUUAUGUCACUUGACCAGUGUAAUAUCAUUCUUACACUGAAUACACAAUUAUACAUUAAUUCUCUUCUGUCGUCUAUUCCAGGCCAAUGCCCUCUUGGAUA